Eptesicus fuscus (big brown bat) is the source of this 2503-nucleotide messenger RNA. RefSeq names its product cAMP responsive element binding protein 3 like 3 (gene CREB3L3). NCBI's taxonomy places the organism in Eukaryota, Metazoa, Chordata, Mammalia, Chiroptera, Vespertilionidae. Gene Ontology annotation, biological process: regulation of transcription by RNA polymerase II. The transcript is spliced from 14 exons. Gene Ontology annotation, cellular component: nucleus. Gene Ontology annotation, molecular function: RNA polymerase II cis-regulatory region sequence-specific DNA binding; DNA-binding transcription factor activity, RNA polymerase II-specific. The record is from RefSeq and is a predicted model, not a curated record. Bases 370 to 2031 code for a protein of 553 amino acids.
GGGGGAGCGACGAGAUCGCGGACCAGCCUCUCGCGAGAGCCACCCCGGGAACCGCGCAGGCCCCGCCCCGCUCCUCGCCCGGCGUCGGAGCCCCAGCCGGGGGCCGCCUCGCGGAGGGACAAGGGGCGGAGACCCACCGAGGCGGCGCUCGCCCCACCCCCGCGCGUGUGCGCCUGCGCCGGGGCGCAGGUGAGGCCAGGUGAGGAGGAGGCCGCGGAGCGGUGAGGAGCCGGAGCGGUGCCUGGUGCUGUUCUUUUAAUUUACCCUGGUGUUACAAUGUUUCCUUUAAAGAUAAAUUUGUUGAAGAAAAAAGACCACAGAACGUGACAGUAUUUGGAAAUACCAUCCUAACAGAUGUAGCCAGUUAAAAUGAGGUCAUUAAGGUGGGCCCUGAUCCAUGUGACUGGUGUCCUUAUAAGAGGAGAAAAUGUGAACACAGAGACACGGGGAGAAGACAGCAUCUACAAGCCAAGGAGAGAGCAGCCAGGACGCACUCAGUGCCCGGAGACCCAGAGAUGCCUACCACCCCACCCUCUGGGCACCUUCCCAGAGUCCCAGGUUGGAACGGGAGGAGACACCCUCUCUGUCUCCUCCCCCCGCAACAGGAAGGAAGGUUUUCACCAGAGGAGGAGGAGGAAUUCUGUCUCAAGGGAACCUGGACUCCUGAGAGUCAUGAAUGGGAUGGCUUCUGCCACCUGUCCCAUGGGCCCCAUCGACAGCCUGGAGCUCCUGGACCUCCUGUUUGAUCGACAGGAUGGAAUUCUGAGACAUGAAGAUCUGGGGGAGGACUGGGGCCACGUUGGAGACCAGGUCCUGCCAGCCCCGGACUCUGAUGAUUUCCUCAACUGUAUCUUGGGUUCUGGAGACUCAGCGCCAAGCUCUCCUCUCUGGUCUCCUGCGGACAGUGACAGCGGCAUCUCUGAAGAUCUGCCCUCCGACCCCCAGGAUACCCCUCCACACAAUGUGCCCACCACCACCCCGGCCGGCUGCCAUUUCUCGGAGUCUGGCAAGGGGCUCUGCCCCUCCUACCUUCCUAUCCCCCACAGCCCCAACAGGCCUCUUGGGCCAGUGGCCCAAGUGCUCGAGGCCUCUGUGGCCAUAGACCUGGAAAUGUGGAACCCCGGCCUCUAUCCUGAGGAGCAGGCUGAGCUGGCAGUCUCGCCCCCAAGCUGCAACCUCACGGUGAAAGACCUCCUCCUCUCCGGCAGUGGUGGAGACCUGCAACAGCAUUCUUUGGCAGCCCCCCACCUGUUGAGACCUGGGACUGGGCACUGCCAGGAACUAGUGCUGACAGAGGACGAGAAGAAACUGUUGGCCAAAGAAGGCAUCACACUGCCUACCCAGCUACCCCUCACCAAGUAUGAGGAGCGAGUCCUGAAAAAAAUCCGCCGGAAAAUCCGGAACAAACAGUCUGCCCAAGAAAGCCGUAAAAAGAAGAAGGAAUAUAUUGAUGGCCUGGAAACUCGGAUGUCGGCCUGUACUGCCCAGAACCAGGAGCUUCAGAGGAAAGUCUUGCAUCUCGAGAAGCAGAACCAGUCCCUCUUGGAGCAGCUGAAGAAACUCCAGGCCAUUGUAGUCCAGUCCACCAGCAAGACAGCCCAGGCAGGCACCUGCAUAGCGGUCCUGCUGCUCUCUUUUGCCCUCAUCGUCCUCCCCUCCAUCAGCCCUUUUGCCCUCAACAAAGCCGAGAGCGCCGGAGACUUCACACCUGUGCGAGUCUUCUCCAGAACUUUGCACAACGACGCAGCUUCCCGUGUGGCUCCCGACACCAUGCCAGGUUCCGAGGCCCCAGGACCUCAGGCCGAGGCUGGCGCACCUCAGGGAGGGUCUCCAGGCAGCCCCAGGGUGCACUGGAAAUCCCAGGACAUGCUGCCUCUGGAAAACUCGACGGAGGAGCUGAACAAAUCGACCCUGAUCCAGGGCAACUGGGCAGAGGAGCUGAGCCGGGCCACCCUGCUGGACUGGGCCUCAUCUGAGCCAGCACUCAGCUCAGGUCUCGUGGGGCUAGAGGCGGUGGGGGAGGAGCUGUGAGUACCACCUGGAUGUCGACUCCAGGCCCCUCUGCUCAGGGGCACUGUGGUGGGCGCUGGAGCGGAGGCAGGGGACUGGAGGUGAGACAGAGACCCCUGUGGAGAUGCCAGGAUGGAGAUGCAUAAACACAGCUACAUACCCGGGGACCCAGACACAGGAGCAGAAACUGAUGCUCAGACCCAGGGCAACCCUAAGGCCACAAAGCCUGAGAAAUACACACAGACCCAGGCACAGAACAAAGAGGCAGAUACAUACAGAGUAAGCCACAGACCCUGACAGACAUACACACACAUGCCUCAACAAUUGCGCUGCCUGGGGACUCCUCCCCGUCCCUUCACACACAGGGAGGAGGAAGUGACUGAGACUGCAGGGAGCCUGGCCCCUAAGCUGUGGCUGGGCUCUGAACUUCGGGCCGUGGCCAUCCUCCACCUUCUCUGACUGCCGUGAUCCUUAAUAAAAUAUUGCAACAGAA